Molecule: messenger RNA, 1086 nt
Organism: Mucor velutinosus
Lineage: Eukaryota; Fungi; Mucoromycota; Mucoromycetes; Mucorales; Mucoraceae
Exons: 1
Coding region: 1-1086 (361 amino acids)
Molecular function (GO): protein binding
Source: RefSeq, a predicted model, not a curated record
AUGCUUCGUUGGACAUCAUUGCCAGUCGAGAUUUUGACCAGAAUAUUCCAGUUUAUUCAAAGCGCAAAGCAACUUAGAGAAUGCCGACUGGUGCACAAGACGUGGGAUUACCCAGCAGAGUCAGCCAUGCUAAGCCAGGAAAUAACACUACACAACUGCAUCGCCUUUCAAAGCUUGAUUUAUCACUUGAAGAAAAAGCCAGCAAAAGGCAAGCUGAUCAGAUACCUCAACCUGGACUUUGAUUAUGUUUACAUGAAUCGUACUUUGCUAAAGCACGCAUUCCAACUGUUUUUCACUCCCAAUCUACAGGUUUUAAAAGGAGACAUGCUCUCUCAAAUCAGCGAUAUGGGAUGCGAGAUCAUCAGAGAGAUAGUUUACAAGUCAAAGCAAGACUUUCACAAAUUCAGAUACCUAGGCAACACUCGUUCUGCGACAGACAUUUACUGGGAAACCGUAUCUCUUUUUCAACAAUCAUUGCAGAGACUGGAUUUACAAUUCACGGAUUGCGAAGACAUGGCGGGAGAAGACAACAGACACUUGAUACACAAUGUUGCUUUGGAAAUAGGCAGAUUUGAGGAGCUACAGCAUCUUGAUCUUCAAAUGUUUUACGACGAUAGCAUUGUGGAUAUGGAGAGAAUACUGGACAACUGCAAUUCUUUACAGCAUUUGCGAGUUGCCAUUGGCAUGAACCAUUCCGAAUCGUUGGACGAUUAUUUUCAGGUCAACCAGAUCAGACAGAUUGAUAAUGCCAUGUCUUUGAUAUUGUACACAGAUCCAGGUGAAACACCCAUUCUACUUGAAUACUGCAUCACAAAAUAUUCAAACAUUAAACAAAUAAUCUACGAGUCUCCUGAUGGUCCUCCAGGCUUUGCAGAAGAUAUGGAGAGCUUUUCAAGAGAACUUGAGAUACUGAAUUCUGUGCCGCAUUAUGAAAUGGAGUUUUUGCUUCAUCCAGAGAGCAGCAUUGAAGAUAUACAACGUACGUUAAUGACAGACAAGAACAAUGUAGUCAUUGAUAUCCUGGAUGAAGAUUCCUUCUCUGUAAGCGGAGCAAAGGAAGUGAGAGUAACAGUUACGUUGAAGUGA